AUGCAGCAUUGGUUGGAGCGAUGGAGAGGAUCGUUUGUGCUGCGCGCCAAGUAUGUGGACAUGGAUGUUCAACAGGAGUGCAUCGAGAGCCGGCAGCUAUCUGCGCUGAUAUCUCCACCUCGUGGUGCUAUGCGUCUGAUGGAUGCCCUGCAACGUGCCUCAGAGCACUCCGACAACGUUGCGACAUUAUGCCCUGCGCUUCGGAACUUUGCAAUGGUCUAG
This is a messenger RNA of Pseudozyma hubeiensis SY62, 222 nucleotides long. RefSeq names its product phytanoyl-CoA dioxygenase. The transcript has a single exon. The coding region runs from base 1 to 222 and encodes 73 amino acids. The record is from RefSeq and is a predicted model, not a curated record. Lineage: Eukaryota; Fungi; Basidiomycota; Ustilaginomycetes; Ustilaginales; Ustilaginaceae.